Cannabis sativa is the source of this 2639-nucleotide messenger RNA. RefSeq lists its product as uncharacterized. Bases 617 to 2416 code for a protein of 599 amino acids. Gene Ontology annotation, biological process: cortical microtubule organization. The transcript is spliced from 5 exons. The record is from RefSeq and is a predicted model, not a curated record. NCBI's taxonomy places the organism in Eukaryota, Viridiplantae, Streptophyta, Magnoliopsida, Rosales, Cannabaceae. Gene Ontology annotation, cellular component: cortical microtubule.
AGAGGGCAAUCUCGUGAUUAUCCCAACCACCAAAAAGCACACAAACCUGAAAACGUAGUCUUUAAGUGAGAGAAACAACGAGAACAGUUCGUCUGCAACCUCAUUCAUUUUCCCCAUUUCGGACUCCAAAACCUUCACUAUUUACCAUUCACUGCCACUCUCACCUUUCCCCUCAACCCUCUCAUUUUCCCAUCUUUAACUCUUUUUGAGCUUCCUCUUUGCAAAAAUGGCGCUUCUUUGAAGCUCCUUUCCCCUACUUUCUCUCUCAGUAUACGACCUGAGCUUCGUGCGUCAACGAUGGUUGCUGUAUUUUCCUUCCACUUGAGACUAUAGCUUCAUCACCGAGUUCUUCUUCUUCUUUUUCUUAGAAAUGGUGAUACUAAUUCUUGUAAUUUGUGCUGUGUGAGUUUCGCGCCGUCUGAACUUCGUUUCAGAUCUAAUUGUUUGUCGAAUUUUUGGUUUCGAAGCGCCAUUUUGAUUGUGAUGAUGUUGACGAAAAAGCGUUUGGUGUAGAAUUUGUUGUGGUUGUUGGAGACUUGAAAAAUAUAUAAAAAAAAGUCUAAGAGGUUUUUCAGAAAAUUAUCUGAUUUUUUUGGGGGCUAUUUUGGUUUCGAAGAUGAAUCGUAGUUUUAGGGCUCCAGAGUCACAGAUUUUAACGACGAUGAAGCAGAGGCAGCAGUUAAGAGCCUCGGCCAUGAAAGAGAAAGAAGAAGAGCUUGCAUUAUUCUUAGAGAUGCAAAAGCGAGAAAAGGAACGAAACGAUCUUUUUCUCAACAACGCUGAAGAGUUCGAUGUACCAUUAGGGUCGAAACCAGGAACUUCUCCAAUUUUUAACAUAUCCUCUUCAACGACUGCACCUCCACGCAAGACUGUUGCUGAUGAUUUUCUGAACUCAGAGAAUGAUAAGAAUGACUAUGACUGGCUCCUCACACCCCCUGGGACCCCUCUAUUUCCUUCUUUGGAGAUGGAAUCACAAAAGACCUUAAUGAGUCAACUUGGUACACCAAAGCCUCGUCCCACGGCUCUGAAAUCCAGAUUGGCAAACUCCCAGCCGGAUCAUCCUCCUAGAAGCAGUUUAGUAUCAAAACAAUCAGCUUCAUCCCCUGGGUUAAAUUCCUCGGGUGCUGGGGCUCGAAGACCAUCAUCAUCAGGUGGUCCAGGAUCAAGGCCUGGGACUCCAACUGGACGACCCUCCUUGAAUACUGCAUCAAGACCAUCCAGACCAUCAACACCUACUUCUAGAGCAACUUUGCCUUCAAGUAAGCCAAUGUCUUCUGUGACUAAGCCCACAGGUGCUUCAGCUAAGCCAAUGUCCACAGCUAAGCCAACAGCUCCCUCACGAUCCACAACGCCAUUAUCAAGGUCUACAAUGAGAUCUUCAACACCAACUAGAAGUACUGUAACUGCUCCGAAGUCCACAUCAAGGGCAGCAACACCUACUCGUCGACCUUCAACGCCAUCAUCUGCCUCCAGUGUAUCAGUACCUUUAUCUAGAUCAUCUUCUUCAGUUACAAAGCCAACCUCCACAACAACUAGAAAUCCGAUUCCCACAACAACCAGAAAUCCAGUUCCCACGACAACAAGAAGUCCAGUUUCCACGGCAAUGAGAAGUCCAGUUUCCACGACAAUGAGAAAUCCAGUUUCCACGACAACUAGAAAUCCUGCACCCUCACGGGGUACGUCUCCUACAGUAAAGUCUAGACCAUGGAAGCCCUCUGAGAUGCCUGGCUUUUCACUUGAUGCUCCACCAAAUUUAAGAACAACUCUUCCAGACCGGCCACUUUCAGCCACUAGAGGUAGGCCUGGAGCACCAAGUUCUCGUUCUUCGUCUGUUGAGCCUGCUGCAAGUGGAAGACCAAGACGACAAUCAUGCUCUCCUUCAAGAGGACGUGCUCCAAAUGGCAUUCCUCAUUUGAGUGGAAGCUCUGUUCCUGCAGUGAGUCGCACUCACUAUAAAGCUAAUGACAAUGUGAGCCCUGUUCUAAUUGGAACAAAAAUGGUGGAAAGAGUAAUAAAUAUGCGGAAACUGGUGCCUCCAAGACAAGAUGAUAAAAAUUCCCCUCAUGGCAACGUCUCUGCAAAAUCUUCAUCCCCAGACAGUUCAGGAUUUGGUAGAACACUUUCAAAGAAAUCUCUGGAUAUGGCUAUACGACACAUGGAUAUAAGGAGAACCAUUCCAGGUAAUUUGCGACCAUUGAUGACGAAUAUUCCGGCAUCCUCUAUGUACAGUGUGAGAUCGGGCCCUGCACGAAGCAGAACAAUAAGUGUUUCAGACUCUCCUCUUGCCACGAGCAGUAAUGCAAGUUCUGAAGUCAGUGUUAACAAUAAUGGCAUUUGCUUAGAUGGGAUUGAAAUAGAAGAUGACAUUGGCAGUGAGCGAGGUGGUCGAUCUCCUGCUAGUCUGCGUGGUAGGUGAUUGGUCUGUUGCCAUACAUUGCAUAUAAACUGAUGAAAUUCUUAUAUUUAAAAUUUGAGUUGCAUCCAUUUUAAUGUUCAAAAGAAACCAAAUUAGAGGGAGUUAACUAGAGUUGGGCUUUGAUUGGUAAUCCGAAAUUUAUUAGAGAGAUGGGUGUUCAAAUUUUUUAAAAAAUGUAAUUUAUGAUAUUAUUUGUAAUAUUAGAAUAGUUAUGUUCUGAACA